AUGCCUUCGCUUAGUUUGAACCUGACGGCCGUGCACACCAUGGCUGAGGUGGGGACUUUGUUCGGAGCGCUCGACUUGGAUUUACAAAGUUUUCCUGCCUUCGGGAACGCGCCUCUGCAGCCGGAGUCGCCGCUGGGCUUGAACGAGCGCUUGGGGCAGAUCGAAGGGGGGCUGCAGCGGGGCUCGCCCACCGACUUUGGACACCUUAAAGGCAUCCUUAGAAGGCGGCAGCUGUACUGCAGGACCGGAUUUCAACUGGAGAUAUUUCCAAAUGGGACGGUUCACGGGACCAGGCAGGAUCACAGCAGAUUUGGGAUCCUGGAGUUCAUCAGUCUGGCAGUCGGUCUGGUCAGCAUCAGAGGCGUGGACGCCGGACUCUACCUCGGCAUGAACGAGAAAGGAGAGCUCUAUGGGUCGAGAAAGCUGACGGCUGAGUGCGUUUUCCGGGAGCAGUUUGAGGAAAACUGGUACAACACGUACGCGUCCACACUGUACAAGCACAACGACACGGCGCGCUUCUACUACGUGGCCUUGAACAAAGAUGGCUCGCCCAGGGAGGGCAGCAGGACUAAAAAGCACCAAAAACUCACACACUUCUUACCACGACCUGUGGAGAUCGAGAAGAUCCCUCAGGCCUACCGGGACCUCUUCCAGUACAGGUGA
This is a messenger RNA of Nerophis lumbriciformis (worm pipefish), 663 nucleotides long. The record is from RefSeq and is a predicted model, not a curated record. Lineage: Eukaryota; Metazoa; Chordata; Actinopteri; Syngnathiformes; Syngnathidae.